Molecule: messenger RNA, 6651 nt
Organism: Bactrocera oleae (olive fruit fly)
Lineage: Eukaryota; Metazoa; Arthropoda; Insecta; Diptera; Tephritidae
Gene: NK7.1
Product: NK7.1
Biological process (GO): cell differentiation; regulation of transcription by RNA polymerase II
Cellular component (GO): nucleus
Molecular function (GO): DNA-binding transcription factor activity, RNA polymerase II-specific; RNA polymerase II cis-regulatory region sequence-specific DNA binding
Source: RefSeq, a predicted model, not a curated record
UGACAUGCUUUAAACUACUUCAACUAAUUAAUCCCAAAUUAUAUCCUAUAAAGUGUAGCAAAUAAGACUCUGUUAAAGACUCUGAAUAGGAUCAUUCCCAUACCGAUUUAGAGCACAAGUACUGUAUGCGACAUUUCUUGUAAUAAUUCUAUUGUUUGCAUUCUAUCUCGAGAAUAAAACAAAAGCAGCACAAAGCUACCCCAAAACACGAUAAAGCUGUGCGAUAUAGGCUCGUAUACAUAUCUACUUUAAAGUAGAGCUGUACAUUAUAUCAAUUCAACGUUUCUACACAAAUGGUUAUAUAUAACUCACACUCAUAUAUGCAAACAUAUGUACAAAUGUAGAAAUUCAUGAAUAUUUUGUUACAGUUACUUAUUACUGAGUAUGUGAACCCAAAAUGCUACAAAGUACGUUUUCGUUGUCAUUCCAAUGGGUCCAGCACCCUCUCGGCUACAAAAGCUGGCGCUAAGCGCGUUUGAAUUACUCCCAGUACGUAGUUAGCUGUACAUGCCGCCGCUAAUUGCAUGCGCGUUAAUUGAUUGCAAGCAAUCUGGCCACUUCCCUUCUCUGGCGCAUUUCUGCCGGCUGCCCAACAACACCCCGCCCCUCACCUCCACACUUCCCACCAGUGCAGUACAUGCGGCACUUGUCAAGCUAUUGGCGAGCGCCACCAUUAUUGCAACAACAACAACUACAAUCAUCACAUCGUAUGUUGUGCUCGUAUCAGUUGAAUACAAGUAUACAAACACAGAUUCGUACACGUGUUUGUAUGUGUAUGGUGUUGCUAAUGCUGCUGUCGCUUGCUGCCGUUUGAAUGGCUCCGUUUGAUCUCAUUCGUUAGUUAAGCGCAUUGGUGUGAAAAAGUGUAUCGCACGGAUACGCGAUAUUAUUGUUGCCCGUUGAUUGCUUCAGUGUCGGUUUCGUUUUGUUAUUGUUAGUGCGCUGUUUUUCCUCCACUUCCACUUAUUAUGCUAUAACCGCUGUUGGAUUUUUUCGCGUAUUGUGUUAUUUUUCACACAAAGCUCAGCUCAGCACUGGCUGAACUUUAGUAAAUAAAUAAAGUGUGUGUGCUACGUUUGCAUGUUGAUGUGCGCGGCAGUAGUCACCAAACUGUUCCGUGAUUGUGGCUACAAAUUGCUGCCGGCGCCAUUUAAUUUUUGCGCUUGGAAAGUGUGAGUUUCGUUUUUUAGCGGAGUUCGUGUAUGACAUUGUGUUAUUUAACUAAAGGAGAGCCGGCACUUUGGUUUAAAAACUGAAUUUUACAUAGUCGGCGCAUUUGUCGUGCUAAUUUAAUCAGCCGUUUGUCGGUCAUUUAGUUGUCGCUCUUAAGCUCAGGCGAUAUAUAGAUUGUAAUUUAUUUUUUGCAUCUUAGCAUCGCUACAAGUUCGCUAAUUUGUCACUUUACGCAUUGUUAUUUCAUUACGAUUUGUAGUACAGUUGAAAAGCUAUGAAAAAUAUAUCUAAUAAACUAAGAUAUAUGAAAAGCCGACGGCAGUGCGUUAAGAGAAAAACCAAACACUGAGACCUUAUGGGUUUUCACAAAUGAAUUAAUUAGUAGUAAUUAUUGAAUUAUAAUUAAAAGAGCUUAUUAAUAAUAAUUUGGAAAACAUAUAACUUUAUAGUCAAGCUUUUAUAUUUAAAUAGAUGUGCAAAAAAUUAGAAGUUACCGGGCGCAAAGCAGUUGUUGACUCUCGCAACUAAAAAAAAAUUUUAAAUAUGCAAAGCAUAGAACCCCAAGAAACAGUAUCAGGGUAGAUAACUGUUGUAUACCCGUGCGUAUGAGUAACCUGCAUCUUAAUUACAUAUAUAAAGCAGUGGAGCAAAAAAGUUUUAUGAAAUAAAAUGUGAAUAUGAAUAUAAAUAUAUGAAUGUAAAUAUAUAAUCAAAACAGCCUAACCGCUAACGGAAUACAAUGUAAAUUGGAGUCAAUUAACUUGGGAACAUUGUUUUACAUUUUAAUUUUUACGAAAGCUAACAACUAAAUACAACAGUAAUUAACUUCACUAAACAAAGAAAGAGCCAUAAAUGUAUCCGAUCAGCAAAGCUAGUGUGCGUCUGUGUGUGUGCGUAACCACCAAAUCGACAGUAAAAAGUUUACUAAAACAAAACAUACGCUUGUAAUAAAAUACUUGUUUAUGUGCUUGAUUUUAAUAUCGAAAUAAACACUUGCAUAUUAAAUUACAAGCGAUUACAAUUAGUGAAUAGUUUUGAAAUGCGAAACAGUUGUUUAAAAUACAAUAAAUGGGAAACUAAUUACAGCAUUCGAUAAAAAACACAGCAGCAAACCAAACAAAAGUAAAUAAAAACUCAUUAUAAUAAAAUAAUAAAAAUUUAAGUUUGUUUAUGUGAAAAUAAAAUAGUGUAAAUAAGUGACAGCCCAAACAGGACGGUUUAAUUGGCAGGAAAAAUGGGCAAACCAACAACAAUUAUAACAAAAAUAAUAAUUUAAUUUACGCAGCCACAAACGUCCCCGCUCGGAAUCAUGUUGUCAAUUUUAAUUAAGCAAAGUGUAUUAAUUCGCAGCUCGUUGCACUAAUUAAGGAUAAUUAUCUACAAUAAAAAUAAAAACAACAAGAAACUGUAGCAUACAUUGUCUAAUAAAAUUAACCCAAGGCGCCCAUCGUGUAACAAAAAUAAAUUAGCAAGCGACAACUAAAAUAAAAGUUCUGAAAAAAACAACAACGAAAGCAAAUAACAAUACAAAAUCUAUACUUACUUUGAAAACCUCACACAGUAACUACAAAAACAUCGCAGAGCAGAGAAACAACGGCGCUCACUCUCACUCACUUCAAAGCCACUCAUACAAAUCCAAAUCACGAAAGUAAGGAUAAUAUGCAUUCACAGGGCGCUUUACGUGGCGUAGCAUGAGGGAGAGAGCCGCUGGCGUAGCUCAUAUAGUAGCAGGAUACUCGACAUUUGUGUGAACCUAAAUUUUGUGUUAGUGCGCAGCACUUGUAUAAAAAAACUUGACCUUUCACAUUUCCUAUAUAUGUGUGUGUACAAGUGUGUGUAAAAGUUCCAAAUUUAGUGCCGCAAUUAUAGUGGAGAAUGAACAGCAACAGCAACGUUGAAUCACGUAAAGCACGACGCUCGUAAAUGUCAUCUGAAGUUUUUUUCUAGCUGUAAGCAGUACACUGAAAGUAUAAGACAGAACCUCGUUACACUUUGCACCACACACCUCGCCAACGAUAUACGACCAGAGAGCGCCCUUAAAUGAUGCCCGAAAUUGAUCGUGACGCUGUUGCUGAAAUGGUAAGCGGAGCACAUGCGCCUAUCUUCAGCACCGCCGCACUACUCGCCAAAGAGCAGCAAAAGUACAAGACACACGCCCGUCUACAGGCAACACUAGCCGAGCAGGAACACUUAAAUAUGGCCGCCGCCAGUUCAUAUGUUUACCAGAGCCCAUUGACCAUACCUCCAAUCGGUCUGCCGCAAUAUAAUAAUUUCCACAUGAACAAUAAUCACAUUGGCGCAUUGAAUCACAAUAUGACCGGACAGCAUUUAGUGGCGAACCAUGCUUGCAUUAGCCCCAGCAACAAAGAAAAGCUUGCGAAUUUGCUAAAGGGGCUUGAACCCGAACAACGUAUUACAGGCAAUUUCCUACAGAAGACGCUUGAAGCAGCACCACGCCCCUUGCAUAGCAACUGUCACACAAAUGGCAGUAGUAAUGCAGCAUAUUUGGAGACAACAUGUUUGUCGGCACCUCCACUCCAGACACCCCUCUCGCCUCCACCACCACCGCCGCCGCGCGCUAAAACACCACAUCCACGGCGAUUAGAAGCUACUACGACGCCGUCAUUAAAAUCCUCCAAAACUCAAAAUGAUCUCGAAAUCAAAGCUGGUGAGAAUGUCACAGAAAGCUGGCAUCCACAUGUCUAUGCGCGGCCACCUAUGCGGCCAACACCACAUUCAAUUGCGGAUAUUCUCGGUUGGCGGGCCACCGCCUCGCCAAGUCAGCAGCGCACAUUUGUCGCUAAUAAUGUCAGCAACAACAACAUGGUUGGUCAACGGGAUGCAAUGGACGAUUCAUCCAAUUCGUCGUCAAACGCAGCUACAGCGCUUCCACCAGUACCAGCUAAAUCGCCUAAAAGUAUACUACGUAAUUUUCAACAACAAUUUGCCCAACAACCGCAGUCACCGUUAAGAGAACCCGCGCAUAUGCGUAGCACAUCGGUGAGCGAGGCCAGUGAGGAUGAUGCAAGCGGCAGUAUAAUGGAUCAGCCUUUGAACCUUUGUGUGCCAAAGAAGCCGCGGGAAUUGAGUUCUCCGCCACCACAUGUGAAGCAAACACAGAUACUUACCAAAGCCGGAACGAACAAGAAAGAUGCCAAUCACACAGUCAAAUCGAGUGUUAAGAAGAAAAAACUUGCGAAUGCAUCCGCCGCUGGUGUUUCCGCCACGAGUGCAGCGUUGUUGGGGUCAGCGUCGUCGACAGUUACGCCUCCGACGUCUUCCUCGUCAAUGCCUGUGCCGGAUGUGAGUCCUACUGGCAGCAGUGACAGCCUGAUGCGCGAUAAGCAAUUCCCGACCGUUAGCACACCGCCUGCCUCCUCUUCCGUGCCUACUGUGGAGACCACGGAGGACGACUCAGAUUCGGGUUCAACAGAUGCGCGACGCAAGAAGAAGGCGCGCACCACAUUCACAGGUCGCCAGAUAUUCGAAUUGGAGAAACAGUUCGAGAUAAAGAAAUAUCUCAGUUCAAGUGAACGCACGGAAAUGGCUAAAUUGCUAAAUGUGACAGAAACGCAGGUAAAAAUCUGGUUUCAGAACCGUCGAACCAAGUGGAAGAAACAGGAUAACAUCACAAACUCGGAAGUUGCCGAACACAAAACCACAAAUACUUCUAAAAAUUCAAGUGAUAACAGCAAAACGUCGAACGGUGCUGCCACAACGAGCUCCACUAGCACCACUACCACACAAGCAGCGGAAACAGCAAGCAAAAAAUCACAAAACCACCACCACAACAACAAUGUCCAAAACAAUAACUCCGCAAACGGUAGCACCGAAAAGGGUCGUUCCACUGCCACGACUGAAAUGAGCGCCAAAUUAUCUGCGAAACAAACGACAAAAAUAAAGAAACAGCUGAGUGCGUUGCUGGAAAAAACCACAAAGAAUCCUACGACGCCGUCUGUCAACAGCAAUAGUUCGGUCCUGAUCAAUGGAGGCGGCGCGAACAGUACUAAACCAACAAUGGUGAGUGGCAGGGAUAAAGCGAGCAGCAACAAUAGCACAGAAAGUGCUCAUCAACAUCCGCAGCAUAAUCACCAACACCAUCCCCACCGGAUUCACCACUCGCACUCGCUUCCUCAUCAUCGACAACACGCCAUACCGCUGACCGUUGAACCGGCAGCGCCAUUGGAACAGACCGAGAAACUCGAAAUAAAAUUGGAAGAGUCACCGCAACACCGCGAACUGCAAUUAAGCAUAUUGCGCGCCACCACCAAUCAUAGUCCUCUGCAAUUCAGCGACAUGGAUUUCGAGAGCAAAUUGGCAGCAUCAAAAAUAUCGAAUGCGCUGCUCGGCUCAAAAAUGAAUGCCGAUAGAACAGAAGAGGCAAGACGACGCAAGAGCAGUAGCGAGGAAAUUGACUUGCAACACGCAACAGGAAAGGCACGAGCUGAGAAACUUUUAAAAAUGGAGGAGGAGGAGGAGGAGGAGAAGGAGAUAAAAGAAACAGACUUGGAUAGGGAGAUGGAUGUAGCGCGAGAAAUAGAUGAAAAGUCACCAGUCGUAGAUGAGGACGAAUUCAAAGAGCAUAUGGAGGAAGAUACCGAGAUGCACAAUAUCAAAAAUUAAAACAAAGGAGAAUGUAUAUCAGAAUAUUUUAUGGAGAGAUCUUCCAGUAUGAACUGUGCCAAAAACUGAACAAAAUGGAAUUUCUAGAAAUUUAAUUUUAAAAUGUGUCUGAAUUAAGUCAUAUGAAGAAGCUCAAUUACUGCAAGAGUAUACUAUUUUAGUUAUAUACAUGUACAUAUACAUGUGUUUAUUAUUGUUAAUAAUGUAUUUAGAUGUUAAACAAUUAAGGAGCAAAAUGCAUAAAACCAAAUCAAUUGAACAAACAAUCGAAUUAUUUAAUAGUUUUAACUAAUGCUUAUGCUUAUUGUAAUUAUAAAUUCGCUUUUCGUAUGCAAAUCCGCAAUUAUUGAACUAGGAUAAGGAGAAACCUAAGGACGGGCAAUGAUUGCUUUAGUGUUGCCAUAAAUUCAAGGAAAAAAAUAAGCAAAUUAAAAAACGAAUGAGGGGUAUAAAGAUUUCGAAUGUGAGAUGAAACGGAAAUUACCGUAAUGUGGGUAUAAUGUGAUAAAUGAAUAUGUGAAACGAACAACUAAACGUAUACGAAAGAAAUUCAAAUGCACGUAUAUUAAUGUCAGAACGAAUGUAAGUAAUUAUACGAGUAAGUAAAAUAUAAACAAAAUGCACUUGCCCAAAUACAUUCUUGCAAGUCCAUUUGCUGUUAAUUUCAAUAAAAACAAAUCGUUUAUCACAUGCGUACACAGUUUAUUGGUCGUGUUUACAAACAAUGAAUGUAAUCAAUUACAUUAUUCACACUUUAACUAUUUAUUGAAUGUACAAAACAGGAGCAUUGUAAGCUUAGCUAUGCGAAAACACAAUACAAUAAAAAUAUAAUAAAAAUUAAACAUAAUGAAUAAA